This is a messenger RNA of Saccharomycodes ludwigii, 324 nucleotides long. RefSeq names its product mitochondrial 54S ribosomal protein mL54 (gene MRPL37). Gene Ontology annotation, molecular function: structural constituent of ribosome. The record is from RefSeq and is a predicted model, not a curated record. Lineage: Eukaryota; Fungi; Ascomycota; Saccharomycetes; Saccharomycodales; Saccharomycodaceae. The coding region runs from base 1 to 324 and encodes 107 amino acids. Gene Ontology annotation, cellular component: mitochondrial large ribosomal subunit. The transcript has a single exon.
AUGUUUAAAAAUAUAAUAAGAAUUAAAUCAAGCGUUUUAUUUUUCAGUACCAAGUCAGUUAGGUUAAAUGGUGCCAAUACUGCUGCAACUAAGAUAGUAUCGUCGUGCAAAGCAGGCACUCCAUUAAAUUUAAAAAUUAAGAAAACAGGAAACGAUCCGGUUGCUUUGGAAGAUAGUGAGUAUCCAGAUUGGUUAUGGACUGUUUUAGAUCCAGUUGUCGAGGAACAAGCAUUAGCCAAAGAUCCAAUAGCACUAAGAAAAAAAGCUAUGAGGAAAGCUAACAGAGAAAAGAUCAAGCAAAAUAACUUUUUAAGUAAAUUAUGA